Pelecanus crispus (Dalmatian pelican) is the source of this 3935-nucleotide messenger RNA. The record is from RefSeq and is a predicted model, not a curated record. Lineage: Eukaryota; Metazoa; Chordata; Aves; Pelecaniformes; Pelecanidae.
CCUGCAACUGCGAUCCCUCCGGCAGUUUGCCUUUCUCCAUCUGUGAUCCUGCCACCGGAGAGUGCCUCUGCCAGCGGUUUGCCACAGGGCGACGCUGUGAAAAAUGCCUCGUAGGAUACUGGGGUCUUGGCAACAGCUUGUAUGGCUGUUCUCCGUGUGACUGUGACAUUGGUGGAUCCCAGAAUAACUUGUGCUCACCGAAGGACGGUCAGUGCAAGUGUCUUCCCAACAUCGUGAGCCGCCAGUGUAAUGAGCCAGCCCCAGGCUACUUCUUUUUACCCCUGGAUUAUUAUAUUUAUGAAGCUGAGCAUGCAAAGCCCCUUUCUGGCUCUGCACCCUUGGGUGCAGUGCAGUUUGGACAGGACUCGGCUGUGUCAGUGGUUUUCAGGCAGCCCAGCGCCAGCCGGUCUGUCACAUGGACGGGACCUGGCUUUGCCCGUGUUCCCAGCGGAGCUGGGCUGAGAUUUGCCAUCAACAACAUUCCCUUUGCUAUGGACUUUGAUAUCACGAUUCGUUAUGAGCCCGAGUCCUUGGAAGACUGGCUAGCAAGUGUUGCCAUCCAGCCCACUGGUAUUUUGUCAAGUCAACGCUGCAAAAACAAGGGCCUUUCACAGGAGCCAUAUGCAUUGCCUCUCCCAGCUACAAAGAGGAUUGCAUUUCUGCAAACUGCACUCUGCCUGGAGCCGGGAACAGAAUAUUCUGUGGAUGUGUAUUUUUCUCAGCCCUCUGCCUCUGACCCAAAGGUGAAAUCGUUCAUCUUGAUUGACUCACUUGGACUUAUUCCCAGAAUUGGCUCCAUGGAGAACUUAUGCAGUGAAAAGGAUUUAGAUGAGUACCAGAAGUAUCACUGUAUUGAAAUUGCAUCAGAAGUUGGACCUCAUGUCCUGCCCGAAGUGUGCGCACGGCUCAUAGUGAGCAUGUCAGCCCGUAUUCACAACGGCGCUAUCGCGUGUAAGUGCAAUCCCCAAGGGUCGCUGAAUGCCAGCUGCAGUAAACUGGGGGGCCAGUGUCAGUGCAAAGCCAACGUCGUGGGACGCUGCUGCGACACCUGCUCUGCAGGCAGCUACGGCUUCGGCUUCCACGGCUGCUAUGCAUGCGAGUGCCACCCACAAGGCUCACUGAGCACGCUGUGUGACCAGGUGACGGGCCAGUGCUCCUGCCGCCGGGAGGUGGAUGGUCAGCGCUGCAGCCGAUGUCUGGCUGGGUAUUUUGGAUUCCCCCACUGCCGUCCUUGCCCAUGUAAUGGCUACACAGAACUUUGCGACCCAGUGACCGGAGUGUGCCUGAACUGCCGUGGGUUUACAGCUGGAAGCCACUGUGAAAGGUGCGUGGACGGCUAUUAUGGAAACCCUCUGACUGGAGAACCCUGCCGCCCAUGCAUGUGCCCAGGGGCACCUACAAGCAAUAGGUAUUUUGCACGUUCCUGCUACCAGGACUCCCAGUCUGCACAAGUAGUCUGCAAUUGUCUUGAGGGAUAUUCAGGCAAUCGGUGUGACGAGUGUCCUAGUGGGUUCUACAAAAACCCAGGCAGCCCUGGGCUUGACUGUGCGCCAUGUCCCUGCAAUAACAACAUCGAUGUGACAGACCCAGAGUCCUGUAACAGGGUCACCGGGGAAUGCACCAAGUGUUUACACAACACCCAUGGAGCAAACUGCCAGUUCUGCAAACCAGGGUAUUUUGGCUCAGCCCUUGAUCAAAACUGUCGAAGGUGCACGUGCAAUCCGGUGGGUGUUCACCCUGCCGUGUGCCCAGGGGGGGAUGCAGCCUGUCUGUGUGACCCAGCCACGGGAGCUUGCCCUUGCCUGCCCAACGUGGUGGGCGCGACAUGCGACCAGUGUGCCUCUGGCUACUGGGACCUGGCUAGUGGAAAAGGAUGUCAGAUCUGUGACUGUGAUCCAAAAAACUCCCAAAGCGACCAGUGCAACCAGCUUACAGGCCAGUGUCGAUGUAAACUAGGUUACACCGGAAGAUGUUGUGAUAAAUGUGAGGAAAAUUACUUUGGCAAUCCCCAGACGCAUUGCAUUUCGUGCGAGUGUAACCCAGAGGGAACCAGCCAGCCCAAGUGUGACAAAGCCACCGGCAUGUGUAACUGCCGUGCUGGCGUCACCGGCCGGUUCUGCGACCAGUGCGGCCGAGGCUUUGAGAAAGACUUUCCCUCUUGCCAUCAGUGUCAUCUUUGUUUUGAUCAGUGGGACAUGGAAAUUACCGCCCUCGCUCAGACUGUUCAGGGGUUAAUGAGGUUUGCUGCAAAUCUUGAAGAUAAAGGAGGGCGAAUGCCCAGCUGUGACAUGCGCUUCAAAGCCUUUGAAGAUGCCAUUUCUGAAAUUGAAAGAAUUUUGAGACAUCCUGUUCUUUCACUGGAGGCCCUCUCAGGCAUCAAGGAUUUUCAGGGCUACGUUCGACAGAAAGCUGCACAAAUGGAUCCCCUUCACAGUACGCUGUAUGAGUUUCCUGACCUUAACAAGAACAUGGAAGACAUCGGGGAAGAAGCUGACCUAGUGUAUGAACUUCUACAACAGAAAAUACAUCUGCAUCAAAGUUUUCAUUACUUGAACCUCAAAGAGGCCAUCAGCAACAUUAGGAAACACUUUGAAGUAUCAUUGCUGGCAGAACAGAAAACCAGUGGGACAACCCCUACUGUAAGAUACUCAGAGUACACCAGGAACCACGUGCUCGCUGUGUUGAGCCAUCAGGUCUUCAAAGCAAGCAAUGUGCUGGAACAGCUCAAGAUGAUCAAGAGCCCCAACAUCCAAAACUUGAAUGAAAAGAUCUGUGGUGUGCCAGGAGACCAGCCCUGUGUCACAGCAGCCUGCGGGGGAGCUUUGUGCCGGGACAGUUGUGGGCUCAGGCAGUGCGGUGGUCCAAACUGCAGCGGAGCUCUUCCUCUCUCCACUGAUGCCUUCAGGAAAGCUGAGGAGACUGCUGUGUUGCUAAAUAACUUGACUAUUCAGCUACGGGAACCUGAGAAUCAGGUUGAAAGCAUUAGAAAAAUGGCAGAAGACAGCAAGUUGAAAGGCUCGCAAUUUAAUGGGCAGCUGGAGACAGCUAAGAAUGACAUUGAAGUUGACCAGGAGAUCAUGAAGGAGUUAAUCCAAAAAGUGAAAGACUUCUUGUUAGAUGAGAGUGCGCCUCCAGAAGAUAUUGAGAAAGUGGCAAAUUAUGUUCUGCAAAUAAACCUUCCCCUGACUCCACGAGAGCUCACAGGCAUGCUUGGCAAAAUCAGGAGCAUUAUGAACCCCUGUGAGAAGUACAAACUGCAUGUGAGUAAGAGAAACAGAAAAAGGGAGGAAGCUCGGACGCUGCUGGUGGAGGCACAAGGAGCCGACAAAGCAGCUAAAGCUCUUCUGCCUGUGGAUGAAAUUAAUAGUAAACUAAAAAACGUUGUGAGGUCCCAAGGACACUCCAAAAACACCUUCAUGAAGUUAAAUGAAGAGAUACGAGGCAUCAAAACACAAAUCUCACAGGCUAAGAACCAAGUGAACAAGACAAACGAUGAACUAAAUGACUUGUCAGCAAAACAGUCUGAGAUGGAAGAUGAAAUUGCCACAUUGCAGGCAAAAAUGCUGAUGAACAAGAAUCAAGCUACAAAGGCAAGAGCAGGGGCAGAAGCAGCACACAAGCAAGCCCAGAAUAUUGAUAACGAGUUUGCUGACAUUAAAAGAAAGUACACCAUUCUUCAAGAAAAGCUAAAAGCCCAAGGACCUCCAAAAGUAAUGCUAGAAAAAGUGAAGCAGCUGAAAGAAGAAGCAGAAAAACUGGCUGAAGAGACUGAAAAAAAAAUUAAAAGAAUAACAGAUUUGGAGAAGAAGCUUCAGGACCUGAAUCAAACUAAACAAGACAAGGCAGAGCAACUGAGACAACUAGAGGAACAAGUGAUAGCCAUUAAAAAUGAAAUCACGGAGCAAGAAAGCAAGUAUGCAACAUGCAAAAGUUAG